CGGGCGAGGCAGCGGCGGCGGUGAGGGCGGCAGCGGCGGUGGCGGUAGCGCGGGCCGGGAUGCGGCGCUACCUGCGGGUCGUAGGGCUGUGCCUGGCCUGCGGCUUCUGCUCGCUGCUGUACGCCUUCAGCCAGCUCGCAGUGUCCUUGGAGGAAGGAGCGGCCGUAGGCCGCAGGCCGCAGGCCGCGGUGGCUUCCUGGCUGGCGGACGGCGGACGCGGCACCGGGAGAGGCGCGGGCAGCGCGGGCCCGGGCCGGACCGGCAGGUGUAAGGAGGUCUCUCUGUCUUACUGGAAUCCCUAUUGGAUGCUGCCCUCUGAUGUUUGUGGAGUGAACUGCUUUUGGGAAGCGGCUUUUAGGUAUGGUCUGAAAACAAGGCCCACUGAGAAAAUGCACCUUGCUGUUGUCGCCUGCGGUGACAGACUGGAAGAAACUGUGACCAUGCUGAAGUCAGCUCUGAUUUUCAGCAUCAAGCCACUGCACGUCCACAUUUUUGCUGAAGACCAACUGCACGACAGCUUUAAAGACAGACUGGACAGCUGGUCAUUUCUACAGAGGUUCAACUAUAGCCUGUACCCCAUCACCUUCCCAAGCGACAGUGCCGUGGAGUGGAAGAAGCUCUUCAAGCCCUGUGCUUCCCAGAGGCUCUUCUUGCCAUUGAUACUGAAAGGGGUUGACUCACUGUUGUACGUCGACACGGACGUCCUCUUCCUGCGACCUGUUGACGACAUCUGGUCGCUGCUGGAGAGAUUCAACUCCACACAAAUCGCCGCCAUGGCGCCGGAGCACGAGGAGCCCAGGGUCGGAUGGUACAACCGCUUCGCCCGGCACCCAUACUAUGGGCGCACAGGCGUGAACUCGGGAGUGAUGCUCAUGAACAUGACCCGGAUGAGGAGAAAGUACUUCAAGAACGAUAUGACCACUGCACGGCUACAAUGGGGAGACAUACUUAUGCCACUGCUUAAAAAGUACAAACUAAACAUCACAUGGGGUGAUCAAGAUCUGUUAAAUAUCAUGUUUUAUCAUAAUCCAGAAAGCCUUUUUGUCUUCCCGUGUCAAUGGAAUUACCGGCCAGAUCACUGUAUAUAUGGAAGCAAUUGCCGAGAAGCAGAAGAGGAAGGAGUCUUCAUUCUUCAUGGAAACAGAGGGGUUUACCAUGACGACAAGCAGCCAGCUUUCAGAGCUAUGUAUGAAGCACUAAGAAAUUGUUCUCUUGAGGAUGAUUCCGUCCGUUCCUUACUCAAACCUUUAGAACUGGAACUACAGAAGACAGUUCACACGUAUUGUGGAAAAACUUACAAGAUAUUUAUCAAGCAGUUGGCGAAAAGCAUAAGAAACCGUUACGACACACCACCAAAGGAAAGGUGAUUCUUCAUGACGAAGUACACUGAAGAAACAGUAAUGCCUCAGGAGAUGUGAAGGAAUGGUAUUGGAAAAGGAUUUAGGGGGCGUUUCUGUCUCCAGAAUAAUCCUCUUUGGAAGAAUUAAACGAGCAGUAUAUUCAUGCCAUGAAGAAUAAGUUAAACUCUGGUGCUGCAGUAAGAAGACGGUUUGUAACGUUACUUGGUGUCUUUCCAGCAUCAGUGAAUGCAUUGGACAGUGUGGGCUGUGGGGCUGGGUUGGCUCAUGAUCAAGUAAGUAAGGACUGGGAGGAUGGGGAGAAAGUGUACCUCGGACAUAGUGGAGACAUUCAAGCUGUGAGUGUAGCAAUAAUUUAUGUCAGCACUAACCUCACUUUAAGUGUGAGAAAAGUUUACAGGAGCAGAAAGGUUCUGUUUCUUAAGAAAUGUGAUGUAACCAAUGUAACUGUUGACAAUCUAUGUACCACAUACAUUUCAUCUCUGCUCUA
Rattus rattus (black rat) is the source of this 1848-nucleotide messenger RNA. RefSeq names its product glucoside xylosyltransferase 1 (gene Gxylt1). Gene Ontology annotation, biological process: protein O-linked glycosylation via N-acetylgalactosamine. The transcript is spliced from 8 exons. NCBI's taxonomy places the organism in Eukaryota, Metazoa, Chordata, Mammalia, Rodentia, Muridae. The coding region runs from base 60 to 1367 and encodes 435 amino acids. The record is from RefSeq and is a predicted model, not a curated record. Gene Ontology annotation, molecular function: UDP-xylosyltransferase activity.